Molecule: messenger RNA, 973 nt
Organism: Saccostrea cuccullata (small rock oyster)
Lineage: Eukaryota; Metazoa; Mollusca; Bivalvia; Ostreida; Ostreidae
Product: coiled-coil domain-containing protein 28B-like
Exons: 7
Coding region: 283-726 (147 amino acids)
Source: RefSeq, a predicted model, not a curated record
CUUCAUUUCUUGUUGACACUGGUCGAAUCUUGGCCUUGAACUGAAGAUUUCUUGUAAGAAAGGAAGUUAAUCUGACAAUUUGUUAAUCAGCAUGACGCUUGUAAUUAACGCAUAAAGAGAUCAGAGACUCAAGAAGAAGAUUUUCUCGUAGAUGAUACAGUAAUAAAGGACAAAUAAAUAGCUGUCGGCUUCACCAUUUUCGAAUUUCCUCGAGUCACGACCAGCUGCAGUGUAUUAGAAUCUCUAGACUCGUAAGAAUGGAAUGAACGUCAGUGAUAAGAUAUGGAAGCAACUGCAAGUGUAAUCAAAGAAGACGUAUACCCCUCGUCAUUAAGAUCUCCAGAGAAGAAGCCCAGGAAAACAGGGAAAAAUGAUGCCACCUCUGGGAGUACAGGGAGAACCUGUAAGGAGCACACAUUUCUAACUGACGUGGCAGACGUCAGGACAAUGGAACAUGGACUACUACAGCUUCUAGAAGAUUUUCAUUGUGGAAAACUACAAGCCUUUGGUGGAUCCAUGACGUUUGAGAAGAUGGACCAAAUCCGCGAACAACAGGAGCAGCUCGCUAGACUCCAUUUUGAGAUGGACAUACAGCAGGACAUGCAGAGGCGAGAUACAGACGAGGGGCGAGCAGCAGCCAAUGAAAAGCUGAGGAAACUUGUAGACAAGCUCCACUCAAUAAGUUCAUCCAUUCAAUCCCUUCCAAAGAAUGAUGGACACAAAUAACUUAGAUCCUCCUCUAGAAUCCAAAAAUCCAAAGGAAUUCCAGUAUAUUAUAUGAUUCCAGUUAUGAAUGUUGUGAUGAUUGCAAUGUCUGUAUGUAUAAAAUGUCUGAUCCUUAAAUAUUAAGGAAAAUUAUCCAAGUUUUCAAAGACUAAAAGAAUUGUUGGUAUUAAUGUGUACUUCAGAUUGCUUUGCUUGUACUUUAAACACACAUUUUUCAUUUUUGAGGAUUUUUUUUUUUGCAUAUGCU